This is a messenger RNA of Drosophila kikkawai, 6076 nucleotides long. RefSeq lists its product as uncharacterized. Gene Ontology annotation, cellular component: nucleus. Gene Ontology annotation, molecular function: RNA polymerase II cis-regulatory region sequence-specific DNA binding; zinc ion binding; DNA-binding transcription factor activity, RNA polymerase II-specific. The record is from RefSeq and is a predicted model, not a curated record. Lineage: Eukaryota; Metazoa; Arthropoda; Insecta; Diptera; Drosophilidae. Gene Ontology annotation, biological process: regulation of transcription by RNA polymerase II.
UUUAUUACCCCAAACGCAUCGAACAGUCGGGUUUUGGACGUCCGGACUUUACCGCCGCCUCGCUCUGCGACGCCACUCACUGAGAGAAGUUCCCACACACACAGAGCCCAGAGUACCCAGUGCCCAGAGUACCCAGUGCCCAGGAGCCAGUGCCAGUGCCAGUGCCCGUGCCAGGAACAGAAAACUGAAAACAGAAAGCAGAAGCCAAAAACAGAAGCGGAAAACUGACAAAAAAACUUGGCAAACUUUUUGAGAGGAGAUGGAGGAGAUAUUGCGUCGCGGCUAAACCAAAAGUAAACCCAAAAAAAUAAAUAAAAAACAAAAACCCAAAACAGUGCAAAAACCAAACAAAAGGUCAUACCUGGGAAUUCCCUUUGAAAAGUGCCAAGUGCGCCGCGACCAUAUAACAAGUAUACGCCCCGUAAUCAAUCUCAAGAAACAACCGAAUAAAAACCCCAAGAAAACCCUACAACUUUCGUCGCGAAAAGCAAACGAAACUGGCUUAGACCGAAAUUAGCCCCCCAAAAAUGGCGCUCUCCAAGCGGCCCCUCGCCAAGGACACGCCCCUCGCCGAUAGCAACAGCAAUGGCAACGGCAAUGCCGCCGCCGCCGCCGCCAGCGACCAUGAGACGGCGGUCAAGAGGCGCAAGCGAUGCAGUCGCGAUGAUGACUCCACCAAUGCCGUCGCUCUCAACAACAACAAUAAUAAUAAUAAUAACAAUACCAACAACAAUAACAACAAUUUGCCACAAAAGAAGCGAAAACAGGGACACAUUGCCGACAGUCCAGAAAGUCCCAGUCCGGGACAAGGACAGAUACCCAAUCCCACACCAAUGAUGGGCAAGACCGCAAGCAAUGCUGCGGAAACAGACCAGGACGACGAGACCCUCAUCCGGGAGACGCAGGCGGCGCUAAAGAGCCUCUCCGGCAGCUGGCCCGAUGCCCGCGGCAAUCUCUACCGGCUUCAGGAGCAGGACGAGAACCCGCCGCCGUUCCAGAACCUCUUUGAGGAGAAACAAAAGUAUGAGGAGCACCAAGACCAAGCCCUUGAUCCCGGCAGUCCCAGUUCACAGCUCUUCUCACGUUUCCACAGACAGAAGGAAAACGACCAGGCGCGCCUCAAUGCCAAUGCCCAGAUGGAGCGCAGCAAGAAGCCGACGGGAGCAGGAGCAGGAGCAGGAGCAGGAGCAGGUGCUGGUGUCGGAGCAGGAUCUGAUGACCUGGAGCUGGAGGAGGCCAAUGGUGUGUACGCCCAGGCGGCGUCCGCCUUCAAGCCGCCCAUCGAUAUCAUCAAGCGAAACUAUGCGGCCGCCGCCCAUGCCCAUGCCCAGGCCCAUGCUCAGGCCCAGGCUCACGCCCAUUACACCAGCGGGGCCUACAAUCCCGCCGAGUCUGCCGCCGGAUUGGCCUACUAUGGCUAUGCCGCCGCUGCUGCCGCCUCCGCUAGCCAACAGCAGCAGCAGCAGCUCGGACUGGAGGCCACAUCGCGCUCCUCCUCCGCCUUCGACAUAGCCAGCCAGCUGGGCGAGAAGCAGCAGCAGCAGCCACAGCCUCUGGGCAGCUUGGGCCUGGGUCUGGGUCGGCCCAAGGAUGGAUCCCUGGCACCCGAUGGCAAGCAGUAUACGAUCCUGCAGCCGGCGGGCAUCGGCAGCCGGGCGGCGUCUGUAAUGCAGGACAUUGCACGCGAGGGCGUUGUCGGUGUGCCACUGGUGGCCACGCCACCGACCACCACAGCAGCCGCCAGCAGUCCGCAGUCCGCAGCAACGACGACAACGACGACGACGCCAACAGCACCUCCGGCUCCAAGCUACUCGCCGAGCAGCCAGAAUCGCGCCGAGCUGGACAAGCAUGAAAAGGAGCUGCAUCCGCUGGACAAGCUGAAGAUCGCCUCGAGCCAUUAUCUCAACAACAACAACAGUAGCUGCAUCAACAACAACAAUAACAACAACAGCAGCAGCAGCAGUAGUAGUAGUGGUGGUGGUGCUAAUGGUGGCGCCAGCACUGGUUCCAGCGCCAAACUAAGCGGCGGCAGUGCAACGAUGCCGAUUAUCAAAUCGGAAUACAGUCCCGUGGCCAGCAUCAAGUCGGAAUACAACAAGAGCCCCAUGCACUCGUACCUAUCCAGCGAUGCGGCAGCGCCCGCUCCAUCGGUUGCCACCGCCGCCUCCUCCUCACAAGCAACGUCCGCUUCACAGGCACCGCGCUCCGGCGGAGCGGGUUCUGGAGGCGGUGGAGCAUCCACGAAUGGCAAUGAGAGUGGCAACCUGCAUGCACCGCAUUUGAGUCGUUUUGUUGGUAUGCAGAGUCCACCGCAUCUCAAUCCCCACCAGCAACAGCAGCAGCAACAACAGCAGCAACAGCAACAGCAACAGCAGCAGCAGCAGCAACAUCACCAGCAGCAGCAGCAGCAGCAACAACACACUCUUCACCAGCAGCGAGGACCUUUCAUAGAGGGUAACGAUGUGCCCGAUCCCACGGCCAGCUACCACUCGGAACACCAGCAGCAGCAGCAGCAGGCGGAGGAGCGGCAGUACGUGGAGAUGCGCUAUGCCCAGAGCCACGAGCUAUUGGCGGCCAAUGGUGUCUCCGGCGAACUGUCACCGGGCACGGCGAGAAGCGCCUAUGAACCGCAUCCAGGUCAUCCCGGCCACCCCGGUCAUCCCGGACAUCCAGGUCAUCCCGGCCAUCCAGGCCAUCCGGGACACCCAGGACAUCCGCUUAGCGGCUCGCCAGCAGCAUUCGCUGUGGAUGCGGUUUCGGUGGCCGCCGCCAGCGGAGCGGGCUUCGAGCGUUACGAUUCCAGCGGCGGCGGCGGUGGUGGCGGCGGCGUCUGUUGUCCCACAAAUGGCCAGCGUUCCACGGCAUCGACGGCGGCAGCGGUGGUCACAUCGGCGGCAGUAGGUGCCUCGGCAGCGGCGGCAGCAGCCUAUCAUUACCUGCCGCAGACCACCGACGAGAUGCAGGCCCAGCAGCAGAAGUACCUCCAGGAGCAGCAGCUAAUGCUGGCCAAGGCGGAGCACGAGGAGUUGGCCGCCAAUGGAGGGCAGCCGCUGUAUCCGCGGCCCAUGUAUCACUAUGACCCCACCAUGGGUCCCCUGCCGCCGGGUUUCUCGGCCAUAAAUCUAUCCGUAAAAAUGGCAGCCGCCCAAGCAGCCGCUGCAGCAGCUGCCUAUCAAAAUCAACAGCAACAGCAGCAGCAACAGCAGCAGCAACAACAGCAGCAACAGCAGCAGCAGCAACAUCACCAGCAACAGCAGCAGCAGCACGGCAAGCAGAGCUCCUCGCCGGCACCAAAUGUGGGCGGCGGCGGCGGAGUGCCGGCGGUGGACUUGAGCGGAUCCACCUCGGUGACAAGCAGCAGUCCGCACGGUUUCAACUCGCCAGCCUCGCACAACCAGUACUCCGCCCAGCGGAUGGGCAACGGUAGUCCACAGCCGGGCGCCAGUCCGAACAUUGCCAGUCCCCAGGUGCCCAGUCCCCAGGGGCAGACGCUGGACCUCAGUGUCACCCGACUGUCACACAGCAUUAUUACGAGUCCACAGUACGGCGCCGAUGGUCUGGUGGUCGGCGUGGGCGUGGGCCAUGCCCAGGGUUUUGGAAGUGGAGCGACAGGACCUCUAGGACCAGGCAACGGAGGUCCGCCUCGCUCACCGCAAAUGGAACCGGUGGACUUUAGCGGGCCGCCGCGACCUUUGGGCUUCGGCUUGGUGGGCCACAUCACUGGUCCGCGACCCUACAGCCGCGAGUCCACGCCGGAUAGCGGCGGUUCUCACUAUAUCGAGACGUACAGGGAUCCCAGUGGCUAUUCACCGCAUCCUGGCUACGGGAUGGUGGUCCAAUCGGACUACCCGCCGGCGGGCUAUCAUGGCUACGGUCCGGCCGCCUAUCAGUGCAGCAAUCCGUAUGCAACGGCCGUCGGUCCCGGCGGCUAUCCCACUCCCGUAUCCGGCGGCUACUCGCCCAGUCCGGCCACCUGCUACUCGAUGCCACCGCCACAGCACAUACCGCAGCAUGACAAGACCAAGGACGGUUUGACGGGCUGCUCGCGCUCAGACCGCAACCAUCUGCAAUCGCACUCGCAGGAGCUCAAGUGCCCAACGCCCGGCUGCGACGGCUCUGGCCAUGUCACUGGCAACUAUUCCUCGCACCGCAGCCUCUCCGGCUGCCCGAGGGCCAACAAGCCCAAGAGCAAGCCGCGCGAUGGCCAGGAUUCGGAGCCGCUGCGCUGUCCCAUACCGGGUUGCGAUGGCUCUGGCCAUUCCACUGGCAAGUUCCUCUCCCACAGAAGCGCUUCGGGCUGCCCCAUAGCCAAUAGGAACAAGAUGCGGGUUCUGGAAGCCGGCGGCACUGUGGAGCAGCACAAGGCGGCUGUGGCAGCUGCCACGGCAAUGAAGUUUGACGCCUGCACCACGGUGGGCAGUCAGGGCAUUAAGAAGCCCAAGUUCGAUGAGGUCACCAUGGUCUAUCCCAAGGGUUAUACAGGCGCCAGCGGCCUGGACAUCGUCAUGGGCGGCAGCGUGGGCCUGGGUCUCGGCGUCGGCGGCCUUGGAGUGAGCAGCAGCAGCAGUAGUAGCAGCAAUGGUAAUCCCCACCAUACCAACAGCAACGGCAGCAACAGCGGCGAGAAGACUGGCUCAGCAGGUGGUGGCGGCGGUGGUGGCUCCUCUUCAGGGGCCACUGGUAGCGAUGAUCUGAACACACUGGAGGCCGAAAUCUCCGAGCUGCAGCGGGAGAAUGCGCGCGUGGAGUCGCAGAUGAUGCGCCUCAAGUCUGACAUCAAUGCCAUGGAGUCGCAGCUGAGCACCAGCGAUCGGGAGGCUUCUCCACUGAGCGGCCAUCAGCAGCAGCAGCAGCAGCAGCAACAACAGCAACGCUCCUCGGUGACCUCCCUGGCCUCGCCCAGCGGACAAUCGCCAUUCGCCAGCGUUAGCUCCACCAGCGGAACAGCCAACAACGCGGUGAACAGCGGGAACGGCGGAGGCUCCAGCUCGGCCGAUCUGGUGGUGGGCCAUUCGAUCAGUAGCCUGGCACCCAGCUCGGGCGGCAGCAACUCGAAUCCCCCAAUGGACACUGGAGGAGGAGGGGCGCCGGCCAAUGCCAACCUGAACAAUUACUACGAGAGCUUGCGCAACAAUGUGAUCACGCUGCUGGAGCAUGUGCGUCUGCCGCCGCCGCCGCCACCUCCGCCUUCGGACGGCGUGUGUGGCGGUCAGCUGGGAACAGGAGGAGGCGGAGAAGGGUCCUUGGUGGGCAGCACUGAGAAUGCCACGGCCUAUUCCACCUUGCUGCCGCCGCCGCCGCCGCCACCAGCAACAGCUUCCUCAAGUGGAGGCAAUGGCGGUAUGUACGGUCACCAGGGCGCCGGAACAGGUGGCGGAGGAGGAGGAGGAGGAGGAGGCAAUGGCCUGGGCACGCCGCCUGUGCCACCAGUGCCGCCGCCACCGCCUCAUCAUCAUCAUCAUCACCAUCAUCCGUACACCGUGCACCAUCCGGUGAGCUACGCCCACCCGCACACGCAUCCCCAUCCGCACGAGCACUUUGACUCGUACAUCUCGAAGCUGCAGUCGCUGUGCGUGCCGCCGGAUGUGUACGCCCUGCCCGAGGAUGCCGAGCGGCCGGUGUACAACUCGGUGAAGCCCAGCAUGCACCAGGACUAUGGCAAGCUGAUGCCGACACCCAUCUAAAGAGGAAACAACUCGCCUGACAACACUCCGAAUAAUCAAAAGUCCCCCAGCAUUGGCAGCACAAGGAGCUCUGGCCCCAGGCAGAGCCCCAACCCGUCCACGACGCGUGUAAAUAUUUAUAUGGGAACCGAACCAGGAGGGGUUCCCAGCUCCCUACCCAGGUAGCGAUAUAUAGUAUAUAGGCGUAUAGCCGGGAGAUGUACCCAGUAAGUAGUCACAUAUACAUACAUAGUUGGUGGCUAGACUUGGUGCUAGAACUACACACUAGUAGAGCUGGAAAUAUCGGAGUUAUCGAAUGAUUUUUUCAAAUAUUGCGAUCCAUUGAAUAGAAUCAGAAUUCAGAAUCGAUUUAUUUAUUAUUUAAAAACAGAUAUCGAUAAAUUAAAUGUAAA